This is a messenger RNA of Fulmarus glacialis (Northern fulmar), 309 nucleotides long. RefSeq names its product C-x(9)-C motif containing 1 (gene CMC1). The annotation marks the transcript as partial. The record is from RefSeq and is a predicted model, not a curated record. NCBI's taxonomy places the organism in Eukaryota, Metazoa, Chordata, Aves, Procellariiformes, Procellariidae. Gene Ontology annotation, cellular component: mitochondrion. The transcript has 3 exons.
UCUCUUGCAGAAAAUUCUAAGCUGAGACAUGUAGAAAAAGAUGUUUUGAUUCCACAAAUAAUGAGAGAGCGAGCCAAGGAGCUGUGUUCAGAUAAAGUGCAAGCAUUUACUAAAUGCUGUCAAGAAACUGGUCUUCUUAUGGUGGUGAAGUGUCGGCAAGAGAACACAGCACUGAAAGAUUGUCUGGUUGGCUACUAUUCUGAUCCAUUAUUCUAUGAGGAAUGCAAAACAGAAUAUUUGAAGCAAAGAGAAGAAUACAGAGCAACUGGAAUUAAGAAAAAAAGACAGAAGCUUACUUCAAAUGUGUAG